Messenger RNA from Candidula unifasciata, 4548 nucleotides. The record is from the annotation of a GenBank genome assembly. Lineage: Eukaryota; Metazoa; Mollusca; Gastropoda; Stylommatophora; Geomitridae.
AUGGAUCCAAACCACUGGAACACAUACAAUUUACAAUAUGGUCAUUCUACACCAAGACUAGGCUUAAGUCAUGCCUUACAGUCAAGUCAUGGCUCUCUUGGGGGUAGGCCGGUUUCGGCUAUUCCAACAGUCAGCUACUCAGGGCUUGCAAUGCCCAUUCUGGAUCCAAUUGCUGCAGGAAUCUCAGCCUCACAGAGCCACAAAACCAUGUCCCUUGCAUCUAGUCAGCUUAUGUUUGAGCAGCAGCUUCGGGGUGCAGAGCAGCAGUCACAGUCAAUGGGCCGCUACGAUGGCUCAAAAAGUUUCAGAACGGAUGGCAUGUUUGGUGCUAUAUUGUCCGACGUGUCCAUGUCCAUGCCCUCAGUGUCCACUGUGUCACCCACAUCGGGGUCUUCUGUUGGUAGCCUAGCAGUGUCCAAGUCUAAUCAACAACACAUGCAUGACCCACCGCCUGCUCACAGUUCAAGUUCUGUUCGGCUCAGCAGCAUGCAGAGAAAUCCUCAUGCUUCUGACAUACUAUAUGGUAGAGGUCCAGAAGCUCUUAUCCCUUCAAGCCUAGCCCAAAUCAGCUCUCUCUACAAUUCAGUGUCCUUGGGUAAGCAGAGUUUGGGAGCUGCUCAGCAACAGUCACUCAGUAGACAAACACCCGUGCAUACCCAACAUGGGUUUUCCUCUAACAGUGAUAUUGAAGACCUAUCCUCCAAUUCUCAGAACCAAAUUUACACUUCCUAUGCAAGUUUGGCAGUUUCAGAUUCUCAGGACUUCUCUGCGGCUCAGUUGUCUGGAGAAAUCAGCUAUGAAGCAGUGAGCCCAGCACCAAUAAAUGAAAGUUCUCAGAACAAUCCAGAACAUUCGUCCUUCUCUAUAGUUCAGUUCCCUGAACUUAUCAACCUCACACCAGAACACGCCCACACAUUGGCAGACAAAUUUCAGGAAAAUGAUUUCCGUCUCAAAGUAGAUUCGCGGAUCCAACAGCAUCAAGAUGCCUUGAAUGCUUCUCACCAGUCUCAGAGGCAUGAGCUGGGAUCAUCUCUCAGACUACCCAAAGAUAUGUCCAGCUUUCAUUCAUCUAUGUUGUCCAUGCAGGUGGCUCAGCGUGGUGGCCAGUUCCAGCCCAAUAUGACAAUGAGUCAAAGUUUGUCUCAGCUCCAGUCUGCCUCAUUAAAUAGCCAAUUAUCUCCACUACUUCAGGGCUCGUUGACCACCAUGUCUAUGUCUAUGCAACAGUCUCCAGCACCAAUCUCUGUCCAGGCACCAGCAGAUUCCACCACCAAACCUAAACGAUCCAGGGGCAGGAAGAAGAAAGGGGAGCCGACAGUUACAGGAGAUCAGGCAGAAGGUGGCAAGAAAUCCAGCUCCACUGAGGCCUUUUCUCCUGGGAGCCAGCAGCAAUCACACAUACCCCACCAUUCUCCAAUACUGAAUAUGCCACUAACUUCCCAACAUGUUUCCACAUUGCCUAUGGGAUCUCACAGCAGUUCAGUACAUCAGAGCUUUAGAAACCCUGGCAGCAAUCAGUUUACCUCACGGGAUGCUCAGAGGGCUCAAACUCCUUCCAUGCAGCAGACUUACUCAGUUCAAGAUCAUCAAAAUCAUGGUUAUGCUCCAAUUCACAGCCCCAAGAUUUCUCAUCAGAAUUUAGCUCGAUCACAGUCAGAGUUUGCAUUGCCUAACAGUGUGCCCAAUGAAAAGCCCCUGUCGCAACCGUCAUCCUGUAAGCAGCAGAAAAAGUCGGGCCCGCCCACUCCUAAAAGUAGCAGCAGUCAGAGCGGUCAGAUGUUCAGAUCAAACAUUCCAGACAAUCAGCAGCAUAUUCAGAACUUUGCAAGUCAUGCGGUUCUCAUGGGGAAUAGUGGCCAACAAAGGGGAUCCCCUAUGCAAGAAGGUCGAUCAGGUGGCAUGAGUCGGGUGUCGAAUUUUGAUAAUUCUCAGCAGAAGAUGGCUUGUCAGAUGUCACCGCUUGGGCAGCCUUCUCCUCAAGGCAGCAUUGGAUCUGAUGCCAGCGGUUUCGGCUCUAGUAAAAUUGGUAAUUCAGGCCACAUGAUGGGGUCUGUUUCUCAGACUUCUUUGGACUCAAGGCCAGUGAGUGUUGAACCUACCGCAAUGUCUCAUGCCUAUGAACAAGGGCAUUCCACUGGAUUGAUCAUAGACUCACAAGAUCCAGGACAUUUCCAGAUCGACUUCUCAGCCCAGCCAUUUCUGGAGCAGUUGGUUGGUGUUCAACCUGCCAUGGGCAUGCAGUCUUCAGGCUUCACCCAUACCACAUCAGAAAAUGGUGAAGUGGUGUUCACAACUCUGGUUACACCAGCAGAAAAUGCUCGGCUGCAGCAGCAGCAUAACUCUGCUACCAAUGAAGGGUUUAGACCUACUUAUCACGGAGAACCUGUUCAUGAGAUUCAAGCAAUAGGGCCGGUUGGUGGUCACUUAGGAAUGGAAGAUGGGUCCUUUAAUGCGUUCUUUGACAGUCAGAGAGAGAUGGAGCAACAAAGUAACAUGAGUGGCUCACACCAACAAGCCACGCCAGAGCCGGAGAGAAUGACUCUGACUUUUAUGCCUCAUGUGGCUGAGGAUGACGAGCUUGGUCAUUUCAGUCAAAUCAGCCAGCCGGUGCCUAUGGUCAGUUUGGUCAAGAGAGAGCCCCAAGAACCGGGGCACAGGCCCCCAUCAAAAGGUUCCUUCCAGGAGUCAUUUUUAAGUUAUCUUCAAGGACACAAACAGGAGACUUUGUCUAGUGUCUCUGCCUCUUCAGUUACCAAAAAACCCCAACUCCCCAAAUACAUCCCGGAGCCACGCAGACCGAAGCCUCCUCCAGCUCCUGCUCAGCCUAAAGAGAAAAUCAGUGUCUCCGAUGCAGAAGACAGUCUGGGUGCCGCUAGCAGCAGGGUCAAAGACUCCAUUUCCAGUCUCAGUGAUAAUGAUAACUCCUCACACAAGAGUGAGAGUGAUAGAGAGGGUUACUCUGUUCAGAGGACCAGUGAGCUAGCUGUGAGGAUUACUCUUCCAAAGAACAAGAAAAAUAAGUUUGGACCUUUUGCUGAAUUGUCCCAUUUAAAACAGAAAAAUAUUAGCAGGGAUAAGGAGGGGCUGCUGAAAAGAAAGAGGAAGAAGGGCAAAAGGCUGGCUUCUGAAGAAGAAGAAGACUAUAUGCCUGGCAGCCAGAUGUCUGAGGAUGAUGCAGACGUUCAUUUAGAGGAAGUAUUAUCUCGGGAGCCAACACCUCCUCCUGCCAGGACAUCUAUUGGCAGGAAAGCCAAGGACAAAUGCAUCGAAAAAACCAGAAUACAUGGAUCUGACAGCUCCUCGGAGGAACCUGUCCCUCAUCCCAUCAAGGGUAAAGGGACUUUGAAAAAGGAUGGCUCUGAUAAAGAUUAUGAUUCUGACAAAGAUCCUGUCUGGAUGCCAUUUGAGUUGGACCUGAAACAGGGACAUGAAAUAGAUGAAAAGCGAAAGAAGGCAAAACGGCCCCGCACGCGUACUCUAAGUACAAAGUCAAGUAAAUCGACGACAAGUCACAAAAGUUCUUCAUCUGCUACCCACGCUGGUGAUAACUCGACUAUGCUGACCAGUCGCAGGCCAUCCCAAACUGCUGCUUCCACUGAGGAUACAGGAGAGAGUUUUUUCAAGACUGGCAUGUAUGUGAUAGAAAAGAAAGAUGCCCAGAACUACGAAAACUAUCCUCUGUGGCGCCUUGAGCCUGGCCACAUGAUGAGGAAGUUUGAGAUGAGGGCGGACCCUGAGGUUGAUGGUGGGGCCGUCAGACACUGUGCACUUGGAACGAUGUCCACCUGGGUGCCUUCAAUGGAGAACCAGUUUGUGAUGGUUAAAGUGAGGGAACUCGCGGCUAAAAGGAAGGGUGCCCCUCUCACUGUAGAAGUUUUGGAAGAGUAUAGGCCAAAACCUCCCAGUGAAGACAGAUUGCAGGUGCAGUAUGAAAAUGAUCCUGUUCUAGAACCUUUCAAUAUUUAUCUACAAGUGUUCCUUAGUCUGGCUCUAGAACCAACCUUCCUCUCAGCAAUCCUAGAAACAAAUGAAAAAUUUUACAUUGAUGCGCUGAAUCAAAUUGAUGGAUUAAUCGAAGCAAAGUGUAAGGAAAUUACAGGACUUGCGCACUGGAAGUCUUCAUUUCAGGAAUAUCUUCACAUGUGUCCACUAAUGAAAGAAAUUGACCGCCCUAACCUCAAACAAGCUUGUCAGGCCAGCGAGAAUUCCAGCCCGCCCACCAUAAAGUCGGUACUGCUCAGCGGACAUCCGUAUGAUCGGUUCUUACUAACAGAUGUACAGUCAGGUGGCACGGAUGUUGCUCAGGAAUUCAUGAUCGGAAAGGUAGCAGCCUAUUAUGUGAGACCUUACCACUCUCUAUACCACUUCAAAUACUGGUUGCGCCAGCGGUGUGAAGCCAGGGUCGCCACAAUGAAAGACAGCAGCAAAUCAGAGAACCUCAGUGACGAGGUCAUUCUGGACAAGUGUCUGGAGAAUAGAAGCUGGGUAUUGCAGAUCUUUGACAGCUUGAAGAGUCUGUUGCAGUAUGGAUCCGAUGCUGCCAGAUAG